Messenger RNA from Seriola aureovittata, 2809 nucleotides. It is a transcript of the gene cdhr5b, whose product is annotated as cadherin-related family member 5b. Lineage: Eukaryota; Metazoa; Chordata; Actinopteri; Carangiformes; Carangidae. Gene Ontology annotation, cellular component: membrane; adherens junction; catenin complex. Gene Ontology annotation, biological process: cell-cell junction assembly; multicellular organism development; homophilic cell-cell adhesion. The transcript has 16 exons. The record is from RefSeq and is a predicted model, not a curated record. Gene Ontology annotation, molecular function: cadherin binding; calcium ion binding. Bases 1 to 2427 code for a protein of 808 amino acids.
AUGAGGAUCAGUUCAGACAGUAACGGACGGACGGACGGAGACAUGGACGGGCUUCAUCCACACUUCACCGUGAGGACGUCCCUCAGCUUUCUGCUCCUGAUCCUGCUUCAAACAUCCACCGAGGCCGUGGAGCCAAUCUGUUCUGGCCCUCAAUCCGUGGAGUUUCCAGAAAACAACACAGUGGGUGCAGUUGUAGCAAAUAUCAUUGUCAAACCAGGAGUGACCCUUGAGUUCAGUCCUUCGUCUGACGAGCCCAACCCGUUCGAGCUCCAAGGAAAUCAGCUGAUAGCUGCAGCAGUGUUGGACUAUGAGACGGAGAAAAAUCACAUUGCCAGGAUCACCUGCACUGAGACAGCUACAAACCUGAAGGUGCUUGAGGAGAUCGUACAGGUUCUUCAGAAGAUUCUACAGAUGUCUGAGGAGCCUGUACACAUCUGUGAAAAACUGGUACAGGCGCUUGAGGAAGAUCUCCAGGUGCAAGAAGAGUUGAACUUCGUCAUUGUUGUAAUUUUGAUCAAUGAGAAUGAUAACAAACCAGUCUUUGACCAGAACCCCUACCAUAUUGAUGUCUAUGAGAUGUCUCCUGUAGGAAAAACCGUAGGCCGCUUCGUUGCCACAGACUUAGACCAACCCAAUCAGCUCUACUACACACUGACACCUGAGUCUGGCUUUGAACUGAAAUCACCUACCAACCCGGAUCUCCUCGUUAAGACACCUCUCGCCUACGAGAAAGUCAAAAAUGUCCGUCUGGUGCUGACUGCUCAGGACACACCGUUGGCAACAACAGAUGCCAGGCCUUCGUUUACCACCACCACCACCAUCAUGGUCACCAUCUUAGACAAGGACAACAGGCCACCGUGGUUCCAGCCCUGCAUCAUGCACGAGAUGGGGGGUGCUGUGAUCUGCCAGAGCACCGGCUACACCGGCAAGGUCGUCCUCAACGAACAAGAGACCGGACUGUUACCACUGAAACCGGGACCACUUUACGCCAUUGAUGGAGACUCUGCGAUAAAUGAAGCGAUAACAUACUCGUUUCUGAGCGGAAAUGAUGAGCUUCUUUUUGAGAUCAACCCCAACACCGGGAACAUCAGCAUGCUGAAGCCGGCCAGCAAGUUGGAGACAAUCAGUCUGACAGUGCUGGCUGCGCAGAAGACGAACAGUUACCAGUUUACCACCACCACCGUCUCAAUCAGUGUUCAGAAGAAGAGUCUCCACCUUCCUCAGUUUCAGAGGCCUAGCUACAGAGGCAUCAUCACCGGAGUGGGCUCCAUGGCUAUGGACCCAGAGAACAAGGACGCGCCGCUGCAGAUCAUCGCUACAGACGACGACUACACUACCACUGAUGGUCUAAAUCCCUACAUCACCUACUCCACUAUUGGGAACAAUGAUUUCUCGAUCGUUAACGGCCACUUAUUCAUGACUAAGGAUCUCCCAGAGGGCACGUUAUCCCUGCAAGUGAUGGCAAAAGAUACAUCAAACGAUGAAUCAGCUACAGCUCAGCUCUCGGUGAUGGUGACAUCAGGUUUCACCACCACCAGUUUGCCUCUGAGCACUACAGACAUUAUGACCUCAACAUCCAUAGGGGAAUCCACCACCAACAGCAAGACCACGGAAGAUAUCGUGUCCACCACCAACCCCACUAUGUCCACUGACAACAGCGUCUCAACUACCAUCCCCAGCACAACCAGUGAAAGCAUAACCUCCACCACAGACUCCACUAUGUCCACUGAGGGCAUGAUCGUACCGUCUGGCGGCUAUGGGCCAGUGGACAUGGCAGCACUCGGUGCGACCCUGGGUGUCCUGCUGUUAAUCUGUCUGGUGGUCAUCGGGGUGCUCGUCCAUCGCUUGCAGAAAGGCAAAGCAGACUGGAGGAAGAUCUAUGAAACCAACGUGUUUCGAAGCUCUUUGGUUAAAGGUUCAGGCAGUCCUAAGGAGGGCAUCCAGUACACCAACGAGGCCUUCGAGAACGAUGAAGAUGGAGGAAGCAUGGGCUCCGGUGGCCCAGACGGGGGGAUCAUAAUGGCUGGUAGAGAGCCACAAAAAGCAGUAGAGAGCAUCCCGCACAAAGAAGCCAUCAUGAAGUCUUUGGCACCACUGCACGCCUUCCUGUCUGACGACACCAGCAUGGCGGGCUCGGACAAGGCUGACAACGAGAAAGAUGUGAAACCGAUCCUGACCAAAGAGAGGCGCAUGGAGGAGGGAUACAAGUCAGUUUGGUUUAAGGAGGACAUCGACCCCAACGCCAUGGAUGAGGUGGUCAUCAUCCCAGACAGCAGAGAGGACGACAGCGAGGAGGAAGAGGACGAGUCGUCCAGCGAGCCAUCAAAACCCCCAAAGGUCGUCUUUGCCGAUUCAGAUCUGGACAGUGGACUCGGGGUGAAGCUGGAGGAGUCCGAUGGUUAUGACGCACUGACCACUGACCUUUGAUCUGGGAAAGGAGCCGAAAGACGAGGACAGAGCGGGAACCACCUAUAAUAAAAUGUUAAAUUAAUCUGCUGCAAGUCCUUAUCAGUCAUGACAGAGGAACAGUGAAAUAAAACAUGACUGAACACCUUAUUGAAAGAUUAAAAAAAAGUAAUGAUGACUCAGAUGUCUUAAUUUAUAAGCCUCACCCUGAGUAAAGUGCUUUGGAUUUGAAGUAAUUGAACAUUUUACAACUUUUAUUCUUUAUGUAAAUACUUUGUGUCGUAAUGAAUGCAGUGUACCCUGAUAAAGAUAUUAUGUUGGUGUAGUUUGAGUCUGCUGAGAUCAGUGUCUGUGAACUCCUAGUGGAGGAGAUUUUUGAAAUAAUGUGUAUUCAUUGAUUUAU